CGCCCUCACCGCGGGGGCGGGGGCGGCAGCGGCGCCUGCGCGUCUUCCGUCACGGUCAGCGGGCGGGUCCCCCGGGCGGUCCACCUGAGCGUCGCCGAGCCGCGCCGCGGGGGACGAUGGCGAUGAACUACAACGCGAAGGAUGAGGUGGACGGCGGACCCCCGGGUGCCCCUGGGGGCGCCGCGAAGAGCCGCAGGCCGGACAACACGGCCUUCAAACAGCAGCGGUUGCCGGCCUGGCAGCCCAUCCUCACGGCCGGCACGGUGCUCCCCACCUUCUUCAUCAUCGGCCUCAUCUUCAUCCCCAUCGGCAUCGGCAUCUUCGUCACCUCCAACAACAUCCGCGAGAUCGAGAUUGAUUAUACCGGAACAGACCCUUCCAGUCCCUGCAAUAAAUGUUUGUCUCCAAAUGUGACACCGUGUAUUUGUACCAUUAACUUCACACUGGAACAGUCAUUUGAGGGCAAUGUGUUUAUGUAUUAUGGGCUGUCUAAUUUCUAUCAAAACCAUCGUCGUUAUGUGAAAUCUCGAGAUGAUAGUCAACUAAAUGGAGAUUCCAGUGCUUUACUUAACCCCAGUAAGGAAUGUGAGCCUUACCGAAGAAAUGAAGACAAACCAAUUGCUCCUUGUGGUGCCAUUGCCAACAGCAUGUUUAAUGAUACAUUAGAGUUGUUUCUGGUUGGCAAUGAAUCUGAUCCUAUGCCUAUUCAUUUGAAAAAGAAAGGGAUUGCUUGGUGGACAGAUAAAAAUGUGAAAUUCAGAAAUCCCCCUGGAGGAGAAACCCUAGAAGAACGAUUCAAAGGUACAACAAAGCCAGUAAACUGGGUUAAACCAGUAUACAUGCUGGAUUCUGAACCAGACAAUAAUGGGUUCAUAAAUGAGGAUUUUAUUGUUUGGAUGCGUACUGCAGCAUUACCUACUUUUCGUAAGUUAUAUCGUCUUAUAGAGCGGAAAAGUGAUUUACACCCCACAUUACCAGCUGGACGAUACUAUUUGAAUAUCACAUACAAUUAUCCUGUACAUUCUUUUGAUGGACGAAAACGGAUGAUCUUGAGCACUAUUUCAUGGAUGGGAGGAAAAAACCCAUUUUUGGGGAUUGCUUACAUCGCUAUUGGAUCCAUCUCCUUCCUUCUGGGAGUUGUACUGCUAGUGAUUAAUCACAAAUAUAGAAACAGUAGUAAUACUGCUGACAUUACCAUUUAAUUUCAUAUUCUGAAAACAAAUUUACUGCAUGUGCAUCCAGGCCAGUCCUAUUCAACCUAGCUUUCGAGUGCUGAUGUCUGGUUAGUAUGUUAUUUUUGAAGUUGGCACAUAACUUUUUUUCUUUGUCCUUUGCAUCUUGCUUAUGGAUGACUUAUGAAAAUUUAUGACGGGUAUAAAACAGAUUAGUUCUAUUGAUCAUGAUCGACACUGUAGCUGCUGAAAUGAUGUCUGCUGUUGUUGGGACAGGCCAGCGAUGCAGAGGCUCUCAUGUGAAGCCCGCCUCCUGCCCAGUGUUCAUGCUGUGUUGAUAAUACCAUACUGACACAUGAUGCUGUGCAUGUGAGCCGAUUGUGUGAAGAAAGGAUUACAAGGUGUAUGAGUGUAAUGACUUGUUAACCUUCUAGGAUUCAGAGUUAUGAAAAGAUGAAGAAAGACCAAAUCUAAAUAAAACACUUCAUCAUUUUCAUGUGUCAUGUGUAAAGGCUUCAAGUGCCAUCUUGUUUGAGGUGGUUCCUGUAUUCAGUGUAUCCAGCGCAGUUCUUUGUCAAGCUUAGCUUCGAUUUUCAGGACAUGCUUACCUUGUCCAGCGUAGGAAUUACUACUCAUGUCUGACGAGGUCAGGGAGGAAAAUUUAAAAUUCCUAUUUCUAUUUGGUUAAGGUUUUGCAGUCAGGAACCCCGACUCACUUGAUAAGUUUUUACAUGUGAUCAUUUCCCUUGAAGCUUGCACUUCAUAAGGGAUGAAAGAAUAUAGGUGAGAUGAGAAAAUUUAUUGGCAGACCUUCGUCUUCUGCCUCAGCUGUAAACCAGAUGUAAAUGUUCAAAGGAGCUGUUUUCAUUCUUGUGGUAUUUAACAUUCAAGAAAUUUACUUCAGCAUUGAAAAUACCUCAGCUGGUUUUCCUUGCAGGUAAGUGUUUUGACUUAAGUACUAAUAUGGCAGAAAUUUUGGAAAACAGCAACCUUCAUUUCCUCUGUAUUCCUUCUGUUUUUGCGCAUAGGUCAGACGGGGUGGUGUACAUAGUGCCUGUUCACCUCAGUUAAGGCACUGGUUGUUUUGGUUGUUUUUCUGAAGAUAUACUUUUAAAAGAAGUUCUUUCAAGUUUCUUAAAUAAAUUCUGGAGGUUUUGGAGUAUGUACAUGACAAUUAUAAUAUAUAUGGUUGAAGUUAUUUUCUGUUAACUGGAAUUAUUUUAAUUUACUGAAUAAAUGCUGUAAUUUGCUAUGGAACUUAUUCUUGAAUGUAAACUUAUUUUUUCACAUGCAUGAAAAUGUAUGUCUUAAUCAGAGAUGGCUUAAUUGCCCUGAAAUUGCCUUUUUUUUUAACUAAAAAUUUAACUCAUAACAUUUGUAUAAAAGAAUGCCUAUUUAUUCAGUUUGUAAUGGUUUUCUUCAAGUUACAUUUUAAAUCAAGAGGUCUGGGUAGUGUAUCAGUUUUGAUUAAUAUUUUUUUAAAAAUAAAAAAUAAUGUAAUGUUUAAUAGUAGAAAUGUGCCAUACUUAAGUUUUGUAUGACAUGAAAUUCAGUUAAAAUUAAGAAUGUGUAGUUCAUAAUGACUUGUAACUGGUAGAAUAUUGCUUGCAUGAAGUACUUAAUUGUACCUGAAACUUCUGAGUGCACAGGGUAUAUUCAUCAUCUAAAAAUACUCUUUGUUGUGUCGGCCCUUCAGAAUAUUGUUAUUUACUCUGAUAACUGACCGCCGUGAACAUGGCAUUUUAUUAAAGGGAUGCAGCGUGGGGAGAAGGGUGUCUUGCCAGUCCAUCCGGACUGAGUUUGCGCUGUUUGUGGGGGAAGACGCUUGCAUCUCUGUUCUAACUGGGGGACCACAGGUGCUGCUGAAGAAGACUCAACCUUCCAGCACUUUCCCAUCUGUAGUGAAGAUGGCAUCUUAAAAUACAUUUGGAAUUUUAUCUAUUUUACAAGUACAUUGAUGGCCUAAAUUCCUCCCUGUGUUCUAUGUAGCAUUUGAGCCCUAAGGAUUUCUUUUGCUAAAUAUGAAGAAUAUGGAACAUUCAUAUGGCUCUGUGAAACACGGCGGGGUGCGGAAACAUUUUUUACAGGCUUUAUGCUCAUCUUUCACAAACAUUAAGUCGUAUUCAACCUUCAAAGAAUCAUACUGCAUUUUAAGACAGCUAGGUUAAGUAGAAGGCAUUGAAGAGUGCAUUAAAGUGUAGGAAGGAUUUUGAUAUAUGAAGUUUUCCAAUUGAAGGAAUUAUUUAAAAAUAAGUAAAAGCUAAGAAGUUUCAUUGAAAUUAUAAGGCAGUUAAAAAUAAAUUGGUAAAAAUAACUGUACUACCUAAUAGAGAAUUAUUGAACCAGGAGGAGAGUAAACAUUUGCUUAUUAGUAACAGAUUUUUUGUAACCUUGAUUGUACUAAAUGGUAAUGUUCUGUGUAAAUAAACAUGAACGAAAGGAA
Messenger RNA from Manis pentadactyla (Chinese pangolin), 3615 nucleotides. RefSeq names its product transmembrane protein 30A (gene CDC50A). Gene Ontology annotation, biological process: phospholipid translocation. The transcript is spliced from 7 exons. The coding region runs from base 117 to 1202 and encodes 361 amino acids. The record is from RefSeq and is a predicted model, not a curated record. NCBI's taxonomy places the organism in Eukaryota, Metazoa, Chordata, Mammalia, Pholidota, Manidae. Gene Ontology annotation, cellular component: endoplasmic reticulum; Golgi apparatus; plasma membrane.